Bufo gargarizans (Asiatic toad) is the source of this 2030-nucleotide messenger RNA. It is a transcript of the gene SLC1A5, whose product is annotated as solute carrier family 1 member 5. The coding region runs from base 48 to 1598 and encodes 516 amino acids. Gene Ontology annotation, cellular component: plasma membrane. Lineage: Eukaryota; Metazoa; Chordata; Amphibia; Anura; Bufonidae. Gene Ontology annotation, biological process: L-aspartate import across plasma membrane. The record is from RefSeq and is a predicted model, not a curated record. Gene Ontology annotation, molecular function: symporter activity; neutral L-amino acid transmembrane transporter activity; L-aspartate transmembrane transporter activity. The transcript is spliced from 8 exons.
GCGCUCAGUCUAUAAGCGGCAGCGCCGAGUGCGGAUCCCGAGACGCGAUGAAGCAGUGUAACGGAGCCGACCCCCCGGUGCCGCCCGGCCUGCACCGGCGCCCCGAGGCCUCGUCCUGCUGCGCCCGCAGCCGCCGCUUCCUCCGCGGGAACGCGCUGGUGCUGCUGACCGUGGCCGGGGUGCUGCUCGGCGCGGCGCUGGGGAUGGCGGUGCGGCCGCUCGGGCUGGACGCGGCGCAGGUGGCCCGCUUCUCCUUCCCCGGGGAGCUGCUGCUGCGGCUGCUGAAGAUGAUCAUCCUGCCGCUGGUGGUGUGCAGCCUGGUGUCCGGGGCCGCCUCCCUGCAGCCCUCCGCCCUGGGCCGGCUCGGCGGCUGGGCCCUGCUCUUCUUCCUGGUCACCACGCUGCUCGCCUCGGCGCUCGGGGUCUGCCUGGCGCUGCUCAUCCGGCCCGGGGACGGGGCCCUCGGGGGGACGAAGGGGGGCGGCGUCCCGGAGAGCAAGGAGGUGGUGGACUCCUUCCUGGACCUGGUCCGAAACAUCUUCCCCUCCAACUUGGUGUCGGCCGCUUUCCAGUCGUACACCACCUACUACAGGACGGAGGUCGUCAAUGGUUCCCAUGAUGACGCCAACGUGUCGGCAGAGGUGAACAGGACGCUCCUGAAGGUGCCCUAUGGGCAUGAGGUGGAGGGCAUGAACAUCCUGGGCCUGGUGGUCUUCGCCAUAGUCUUCGGGGUGGCGCUGCGCAAACUGGGGGAGGAAGGUGAGAUCCUCAUCAAGUUCUUCAACUCCUUCAAUGAGGCGACCAUGGUGCUGGUGACCUGGAUCAUGUGGUACGCGCCGCUCGGUAUCAUGUUCCUGGUGGCCGGAAAGAUCGUGGAGAUGGAGGACGUGGUGCAGCUCUUCACCAGCCUCGGCAAGUACAUCUGCUGCUGCCUGGUCGGACACGCCAUCCAUGGCCUCAUCGUCCUGCCCCUCAUAUACUUCACCUUCACCCGCAAGAACCCCUACCGAUUCUUGUGGGGCAUCAUCAGCGCUCUGGCCACAGCGUUCGGGACCUCAUCCAGUUCGGCCACCCUUCCGCUGAUGAUGAAAUGUGUGGAGGAGAAGAACGGCGUUUCCAAGCAGAUCAGCAGAUUCAUCCUUCCCAUCGGCGCCACAGUGAACAUGGACGGAGCGGCGUUGUUCCAGUGUGUGGCGGCCGUCUUCAUCGCGCAGCUGAACAACCACCCCCUGAACUUCAUCCAGAUCAUCACCAUCCUGGUCACAGCCACCGCGUCCAGUGUGGGGGCUGCAGGCAUCCCGGCGGGCGGCGUGCUGACACUGGCCAUCAUUCUGGAGGCGGUCGGUCUCCCCACCAAUGAUAUCUCCCUCAUUCUGGCUGUGGACUGGUUGGUUGACCGAACCUGUACGAUACUGAAUGUCGAGGGCGACGCCUUUGGUGCCGGCCUGCUCCAGGUGUACAGCGACCGGACGGCGAAGCCCAGUGCGGACGAUGUGGAUCUGACGGCGGUACGAGUGGUGACGGAGGAUCAGCCGGAGGGGGACCCCCUCCUGAAGACGGACGGCUGCAGCCCCUCCGAUAAGGAGUCCACCAUGUGAGGCCGGCCGCGGACUUGUUUAGGUCACUUUUAUUUUUUUAUAUAAUUAUUUUUUUUACUUGGACUCUUAACUUAUGUGCUGCAUCUUCCGGGCGCUCAGGCGGCGCCUCCUCCAAUCAGGACCGGAGCCAAUCGCGGUGUAGGAAUGGUCCGCCUGAGGCUCCGCCCUCUUUUAUACGUCCGCGGGUGGCUCCUUUUGUCUGUAAUUUUAUUUUGGGAUAUUUAAGGUUUGUUCUAUUUUUGGACCAAUUUGACUUUGUGCGGGUUCACAGCCGGUGACCCCCCUGCUCUGGGUUAAAUGUCGCUGCUGAUCCGUGACUGCACUACACGCUUGUGCACUAAGUCUGUUACCGGUGGAGCCCUGGACCCAAACACGAUGGGUGUAGUGGUCAAUGAUGGGAGUUUAGUGAAGUAAAGACAAAGAAGCUGCUGA